Pungitius pungitius (ninespine stickleback) is the source of this 7611-nucleotide messenger RNA. It is a transcript of the gene evplb, whose product is annotated as envoplakin b. Gene Ontology annotation, molecular function: cadherin binding; structural molecule activity. The record is from RefSeq and is a predicted model, not a curated record. Lineage: Eukaryota; Metazoa; Chordata; Actinopteri; Perciformes; Gasterosteidae. Gene Ontology annotation, biological process: intermediate filament cytoskeleton organization; wound healing. The transcript is spliced from 22 exons. Bases 801 to 6905 code for a protein of 2034 amino acids. Gene Ontology annotation, cellular component: membrane; cytoskeleton; cytoplasm.
AGUGUGUGUGUGUGUGUGUUGUGCGACCCUCGAGGUUGUGUGAUAGUUGUAAUAGUUGUCGGAUUAAUUAAUCCCGGUCCUGCUCCACUUGCCAAAUCUGUAAUGCUGUGCAAAAACAAGUUAAACCUUUUCCUCCAGUGCUAUUCACCCAAACACUGCCUCACUAUGUCACCUUUCCAGUGCCACAACCUGAACAUCAGCUGCACCCAACCUUUCAGUGCACAUGUCACCGCGAUCUGCUCCACGAGGACUCAUACUCUCUGCUUUUUUGUUUUCAUUCAUGAUUCUCGUGUCAGUCAUGUGCGCCCGUCACACCCGACUCUUAAUAUGCCGCUGACAGCUGAGUGAACAAUGAGACCUCAGGCUGCCUGAUGCGGCUGAUAUCGGGUGGGAUGUGCGUGUUGAGGCGGUGAGGCCUCCAUGACGUCCUGCCAUGUCAUGUGGUGCAUGGAGCUGAUCACAGAGGAGCAGCUUUGGGCUCCACGUCUGUAAGAGAAGAACAAACGCUGCAGCCUGCAGAAAGUGCAGGUGGCCCGGAAAAUGAAGAAAAGGAACCCUGAGACGGAACAGCUUUAAGAACAUUAAAGGCAGAGGCAGGAGAGCAGAACAGGUCCGCCCGCUCCUCCUCUGCCUUCAUCGAGGACACACCUGCCGGCCUGGGUGGAGCUGAGACAGGUGAGCGCUCCUUAACUGGGAGGGAGAGGAGAGGGGAGAGAGGAGAGAGGAGAGGGGAGAGUGAGGUUGGAAGAGGCAACACUCGGACUACGAUUGAGACAAACACAGCCGAGCAGUCCAUCAAGAUGACGAGCAACAGCCCCAUGAAGAUCAGCAAGAGUCAGGCCACGGACCUGGCUGUGGUGGUUGCUCGCAUGCAGAAGAAUGCAGACCAGGUGGAGAAGAACAUUCUGCAAUCAGAGAAGCUGCUGGCAGUGGACACGGAGCGUGAUGGGAAGAAGCAGACCCUCGUCCACCAGAAGGAGAACGCAGAAAACCUGGCUCAGGCCGAGGGGCUGCUGAAGGACCUCUUCAUGGACGUGGACAAGGCCAAGAGGCUGCAGCACCCGCAGGUCGCCGAGAUCGAGAGAGAUGUGAAAAAUCUCCACGACCGCUGGGUGAAGGACUGUGGCGUCUACAGGGAGCUGUACGCCCAGGUGCCAGUCUUGGAUACCAAACCAAAGAUCGACUGGGGUCCUCUGCUGGAAGACAAACUGAAACGGUUAAAGGCGGACAGAUAUGGUCCCAGCCUGACUGACGUGGAGAAGCAGAUUGCAGCGCACAACAUCCUGCACCAGGAGAUCGAGGCCUACAGCGCCCAGCUGCAGCCCAGCACCACCAGUUCAAAGGAGCAGUAUGACGCCCUCAAAAAGAAACACGCCGAGCUUUACGAGAGCUCCCGGCUGAGGCGCAGCGACCUGGCUUCUCUGUACGAGUACCUGCAGAGCUGCAGCAAGGAGCUGGUCUACCUGUCGGGCCAGCAGGACAGAAUCAUACAGAGAGACUGGACUGACCGCAUGGUCGACCCCCCAGGCGUCCGCAUGGAGUAUGAGAAAUUCAAAAACAACGGCCUCCUAGCACAUGAGACUGAGAUCAACAAGCUGCAGGGGGAAGGAGAUCGUCUUGUUGGGAACAAACACCCUGGCAGCUCAACAAUAAUGGCACACAGAGAUGCUGUGCAGAAUGAGUGGCAAUCCUUCCUCAACUUGUGCCUUGCUCAGGAAACACACUUGGACAACGUUGGAGAGUACAAGAAGUUCCAGCUGGAAGCAGAGACAUUGUCCGAGUCCCUGGAGAGGCUCAACUCCGCUAUGCACCCAAAGUCGCUUGGUGGGAAGAGCAACCCUCAUGUCCUGAUGGCACUGGAGGGUGAUGAACCAGCAAUAAAGAGGAACGAGCAGCGCCUGGCUGCCCUCAGGGAACUCAGCAGCAACGUCGUGCCUCUGAAGUUACGCCGAAUGAAGCCCACCAAAACCACCACUGCUGUGGCCCUGUGUGACUGGGCAGAUGAGGAGGACACAGUGAGGCGUGGUGAGGAGCUAAGCCUGAAGUCCAACUCUGACAAUAAGAACUGGGAGCUUCAGAGCAGCAGUGGGAAGACCAGAACGCUACCUGGGGCCUGUUUCAUGGUGCCUCCACCCGAUGCUGAGGCGCUGGAGAAAGUAAACAGUCUGGACAGAGCGCUGACAGAUCUGAAGAAGCGUAGAUCUGCACUAAUGGCCGCCUUGAAGAACUCCACGGUGGAGGUGGACCGCCCUCAGAAUGUUGCCGCUGUUCAAAGUGUUCCAGACAGUCCCAGAGCUGCUGAGCUAGCCAGUGACCUAGACAAGCUCAACAAGGCCUUGGAACAGAGCGAGAAGGAAGUCCUGACCCGGCUCAGGGCUCCGCUGGACAACCAAAACCCCGCCCAAGACCUGGCAAACAGACUGCAAGAGCACGAGAAAUCUACUCAGACUGUGAGGAAGCUGGAGUCUGAGAAGUCUGCGAUCCAGAGAGAGAUGGAGCCCAUUCUGGCCCAGAAACCCCUGGGCCCCAUUGCCUCCACAAUGCCGCUCAAACUCAGCACUGCCAACAACAAGAUUGAUAACAUCAACACCCUCCUCGAUCUUUAUAGCAAAAAAGCUACGGCCUCCAUGUUCCUAGAGAAGCAGAAGCAGAGUGUGGAAAGCAUCGUCUCUAAGUUUGAAGGCUUGCUUGCUAAAGAUGGCGCCAUUAUGGAUCAACCGAACUCCCUCCAGAGCCGCAACCAGCAGCUGCAGCUUGCAUAUAAGGACGUCGCCUCAAAAAAGGAUGAGUUGAAUAAAUUAGGCAGAGAGUUGGAACUGACAGAGCAAGGGGCCAGAUCCUUGCAGAAGAGGUUCAAUGAGUACUGUCCAGACAUCCGCCGCCAGGAGAACGAGGUGAAACUGCUGAGGAACCGUUACACAAAUGUCAACAAUCAGCUCCAAGAUAGGUCUGCACUCAUAAAGGAAGCAACCAAUAAAAACCAAGAUUUCCAGAAUGCUGCUCAGUCACUAGAUUUCUUCUUGGUAAAUCUUCCCAACAAUGCAAUCAAACCUACAGAUGAUGUGGCGCAGAUAACAGCCAAGCAGAACUCCCAGAUGAAAGUGGUUGCCGACAUCAAGAAAAAAUCGGACGAUUUAGACCGUGUCAAGUACCUUUCCCGAGAUCUGCAGGGUGUUUUGAAUGAGUAUGCUCUUAAGUCAAACACCUACCGUAGCACCCUGAAUGACGACAAUGAUGAUGUCGAUCGUGCUUAUGACUAUGAUGAACCAGUCCUGAAGAAACGUCAAACUUCAACUAUGACUCAGGCUGUACAGAGACAGGAACAACAGCUCCUGAACCUUUUCUCUGAGGUGUCUGCAGAAAACAACCAGCGACUCAGUCAGUUGGGGAUAGCGAAGAACAUGAAAGCCAUGAAUCAAGAGAAAGUCAGUCAAGUAGUGGUCAAUCAGCAGCUGCAGCUACAGAGCCAGAGAAAGGACUUGGAGGAGAGUGAUAGUCUUAAAAGGGAAUUAAAUGAGGAGAUUGACAGGCGCUUACAUGCGGAAAAAGACCUGGAAACAUACCGUAAAAGGUUUGUGUCUCUGAAGAAUAGAAGAGGAGUGCAGCGGUUGGAGGAGAAGGAGGUGGUGCAGUACUACCGUGACCCUAAACUGGAAGAGGAAAUAAAGUCCUUGAAAAGUCAAAUCCAGGAUGAAGCAUCAAAAAGGUCAAGAAACCAUUCAGAGAUUGACAUUAUAAACAUUGAGAUUAUCAAAGUAGAAAAACAGCUGGUGAAUAUCGAGCCGAAACUGGUGACCAAGCAGCUGACUGAAUAUGAGAGAGACCCACAGCUUGACAAAGAAGCCAUCAAGAUGAGAGAUGAAAUGCGCAAGAUAAAACUAGAGCUCCAAACGAGAGAUACGGAGGCCGUUCAGGUAAAAACCGAGCUCACGGUUCUGUCUCAGCAGAAACAAAAAAUCAGGGAGACGGUGGUUAAGAAAGAAGUGGUGAGGCUUGAGAAGGAUCCGGAGAUGGUGAAAGCUGUUCUCACUUUAAAAAAUAAUAUCUCAGAAGAGGAACUCCAGUGUAAGUUGCUAAACGAUAGUGUUUUUAGCACAAGGAGUCAGAUAAACACACUGGAGAGGGUCAUUCCCACAAUCCAACCCAAGAUAAUCACCAAGAUGGUGAAGCAGGUACAGCAAGAUGAAGAACUGGUGGAAGAGUCAAAGAAACUACGAAUAGCCAUAGAGGAGGAGAAGGAGGAGAAUUUGAUCUUGAUGAAGGAGCUGAGCACCUUGCAGCAACGUUACAAUGAGGUGGACAAGCUCAAGGCUAAAGUCGAGAUCAAGGAGAUCAUCAAUGAGAUCUACAGAGUUGAUCCUGAGACAGAAGUUACGCUGAUGCGUCUGAAGAAAGAGCUGCAAGAUUGUUGCCGUAACCGCGCAGACCUGGAGACAGACAUGAAGACACUGAUAGUGACUCUCACCACCCUGCGCGCUCAGAAACCCAAGGUAGAGUACAAAGAGGUGACCCAGGAGGUGAUCAAAGAGGAGAAGAGCCCAGAGGUCACCAGGGAAUUACAAAGGCUGAACAACCAAGUGUCCCGCCUGCUAGUCAACUAUGAAACCACCGUGGAGCUGCUGACCCGCUUACGUAAAGAACGAGACGAGCUGAAAGCUGAGAAAUCCAAGGUGGACAUCCAGCUGGUCAAUAGAGAGCUCAUCAAAUAUGAAAAUGAUCCACUUCUCGAGAAAGAGGCUGACAGACUUCGGAGGAAUGUAAGAGAAGAGAUUCAACAACGUCGCAGUGUGGAGGAGUGUGUCUUUGACCUCCAGAACCAGUACAUUAUCCUUGAAAGGCAGAAGCCAGAGGAAAAGAUUGUCAUGCAGGAAACUGUGCGUCUUCAGAAAGACCCAAAGCAGUUACUGGAGCAUGAUAAGUUGAACAAGAACCUGGAUGAUGAAAUAAAAAGCCGCAGAAAGCUUGAAUUGGAGGUCCGGCAGCUCAGAGCUCUUCUUCAAGAAAAAGAGCACACUGUGGCUCAGAUGGACGAUCGCCAGAAGAAGAUUCAAGUUGAGUCCGAGCUAAGGCAGAUCAAAUCCCGCAUUCUGGAACUGGAAAACUCUCCAUUGCCUGUUGAGGAAAGGAUUGUCGUCGAGGAGGUCCUGAAAGUGGAGAGGGACCCUAAUCUGGAAAAACUCACUGAUGGUCUACGUAUCGACAGGGAGACUGAGAUCAACAAUAUCAGCAGGAUACAGAGAGAAAUACGCAACCUGAGGCUCAAGUUGGAAAUCCUACAAAAGGAGAAGUCAAUUGAGAAAGUUGUUUACAGAGAAGUUGUUCGUGUGGAGAAAGACCCGGCAGUGGAGGCUGAAAGGGAACAUUUUAGAGAGCUCGUAACACAGGAAAGAAAUCUCAGGCGUGACCAGGAGGAUAACGUUCAGAGCCUUCGCCUCAGAAUUACUCACCUGCAGUCAUCACAGUCUGUAACUUCUCACGAGGAGACCGCUCUCAUCGCCAACAGGGAUGCUCUGCAGAGAGAGAAGGAGGAUUUGUUCCGACAGCUCAAAAUGCUGGAGUCUGACAGACAGACCAUCACCAUAUCGUUCCAGCAACAGUCAAAGCUGAUGAGUGAGAGAAACCAAAAUGUACGGCAUAGAGGCCUCCAAAUGUCCAGUGAGAUCCAGCGGCUGGAGAACGAAAUCCUCAAUGAAAAAGACAAUGUACACCAGAGAGAUACACUCAUCAUCGAGCUGCUAGGCACCAUCAAGAAUGAGGAACAGGCUGAGACUCACACCAGGGAGACAAAUCUUUCAACAACCAUCACCAUCAUGGAUCCAGAAACAGGUAGAGACAUGUCUCCCUACGAUGCCUACUUGCAGGGACUAAUUGAUCGCAACCAAUACAUUCACCUCGCAGAGUUAGAGUGCGACUGGGAGGAAAUGACUUCGACUGGUCCAGAUGGGGACACAACGAUUCUGCGGGAUCGUAAAAGUGGGAAGCAGUACUCCGUCAAGGAUGCUCUCAGGGAUGGUCGCUUGACCCAAUACGAUGUGUCGCGCUACAAGGAUGGGAAAAUAUCCAUUUCUGAGUUUGCCCUCCUCACUGCAGGGGAAACCAAAAAGCCCGUCCUCCCUCCAGUAAAAAUCCCAAGAUCACCCACCAGAAGCAGCCCAGCCAGUCCCUUGAACUCCAUGUCCCCCUCCUUGAGGUCCUCUUAUCCCAGCCUCAACAAUCAGCGCAGUGGCAGUUUGAACAACCUCAGUUCUUCAGCAGGUGAUGAGCAUUUCCCUAUCUCUGGCAUUUUCGACACCACCACUGAAAGCCGCAUGUCUGUGCGAAGCGCCGUGACCCGCAAACUCAUUGAUGCCGACACGGCUCUGAGGCUGCUAGAGGCGCAAGCAGCCUCCGGGGGAAUUGUUGAUCUCUCCAAGAAGGACAAACUGUCUGUCCACAAUGCAGCUGAACGCGGUCUCAUCGACUCGAGUGACAUGUACAAGCUUCUGAAUGCCCAGAAAGCUUUCACCGGGGUUGAAGAUCCCAUGACCAAAGACCGUCUCGCAGUGGGACCGGCUGCAAAGAAAGGGUAUAUUCCCCAGGAAAAUGCCAGGAGGUACAUGGAGGCGCAGUACCUGACCGGUGGGUUCGUGAAUCCUUCCCAGGCAGGCCGCCUAACGGUCAAAGAAGCUCUCGCUGCUAAUAUUAUUGACAAAACAACCGCUGAGGAGCUGCAAAAUGAAGCAUCUCACACGAAAGAGCUGGUUGAUCCCAUUACUAAAGAGAAGAUAUCUUACAAGCAGGCGAUGGAUAGGUGUAGGAGAGACGUCAGCACAGGCCUCCUGCUGCUUCCUGCCACCUCUACUGAUGCUGCAACUGCCCCGUCAUACUCAAACUAUCGUCUCAGCUCCUCCCACAACAGAUAUUAGAUGUGAAGUUUAAGAUGGCUUAUUUGCUGCAGCCACUGGUGCUAUGGGGUGUGACAGCGCUAAAUGAUUUACAUAAAUAUAAAAAAUGACCAUUUAUGUCCACACUACAUUUUUGGUGGAUCUGCUUAUUUUCAGUGAUUUUGGCAUUUCUGUAAAACUGAGGGUAAUAUUUGUUUUACAUUGUGUCUUGUUUGUUAGUGCUUAUUAAAGUCAACAAGCCUCACAUUCAUGUUUUCUGUCUUGUUAUAUAUAUUGAAAUAUCAAGGAUUGAAUAGUUGGCCAUGUUAGCAGCAGCUACAGUUUUUGUGAUAGGCUGUAGGCAUUUCCACUCAAAAAUGGUAAUCUUCCAAAACUCCACAUUGGCAUGCCAAUGUUUAACUCAAUACACUGCUGUGUAGCUUGACAGAGCUGCGAGCAUGUUUGUAGACUCUUAGUCUGGCUGUUAGUAUUUAUUUGGGUGUAUACAAUUUAUGACACAUCUUCCCAUUUGGAACCACUUGCUCCAAAACACAGUGAACUAUCUCCGGUAUCUAGUAUUAAUGUGCGAUGCUCGGAAACCCCUGCGAGUCAUGUGCUUGGAAAAGAUGGAUUAAGGAUACAGAUUAAAUAUGACUCAAGUAUGUAAUGUGUUAUGGUGAACAAGGUCAAACCUUCAGUUGCGUGUACUUUUGGGGAUAAUAAAAGCCUUGGAAAUGCAUACGACCGG